UUACUUUCUGAUUAUAAAGGCGAUGACAGUUUGCCUAGAUUUCAUUUAGUUUAAUUUAAAUUCGGUUGUAAAAUGUUUGUUCAAAAUAUUUUUAUCUUUUAUUUAAUGUUCUUAACAGUAGUUUUUGGUAGUGUAGACGACGAUUAUUACUACAUUUCCGCACUCCGUUCUAGUUCAUUGAUAUGCAAAAAUUUCGUCCAACAAAUGUAUUGUCAGAUAAAAUGCGGCAUGGAGGCGGCCAUUUGUAUUCAUGAGAAUUGCUAUUGUCUUUCUCUUACACUUGCAGGAGCAAAGGAUGUUGCUCAUCAACAUCAAAUAGAUGAAAUAAGACAAGACGAGAGAGAACAUGAAAAUGUGAAUUUUAUUGAAAGCGAUGAACUACAUAUGAUACAAAAAGCAAGUCCAGAAACAAGUGACUCAUUUUACGCAAAACGUCCCACGGUGCGGCAUCAUAUUGCCCACUUUUGUCCUAAUCUUGAUGUAGCAAGGGAGUGUAUCAAAAAAUGUAUGGUAGUAGGCAAGCCGGCCUUCUGUGGCAAGGAUCACGUCUGUUACUGUGGUCAUAGCUAUUCGAACAAUGACGACGAUACGGCAGCUGAUGCAAAAGAAACAUACGCACAGUUCAAAGACCUAUACACUAAAUAUUUUGGGACAGAUAGAGAUACAAUUGAAAUGGACCUGUAAUUGCUAAAAUUGCUAAAAUUUUAUUAAAAGUAGUAAAUAUAUAUCCGAAUAAUAA
This is a messenger RNA of Nymphalis io (European peacock), 739 nucleotides long. RefSeq lists its product as uncharacterized. The transcript has 4 exons. The record is from RefSeq and is a predicted model, not a curated record. Lineage: Eukaryota; Metazoa; Arthropoda; Insecta; Lepidoptera; Nymphalidae. Bases 73 to 684 code for a protein of 203 amino acids.